CAUGUCCCAAGGAGGCUAUUAUGAGAGCGAACGGCACUACCAAGCCCUGGAAAUGCCCUCUGCGAGGCCCACGGGUACCGAUCUGGCCCCCUUCUGUGAAUCAGACCUGGCUUCCUGCAUGGGAGACGAGCAGCUGCUCUCAGAAGUGUUGCAGGGGGUCCAGCAACGAAUGCCCAAGGGCGUCCCCUACCCCAACUACUUCCCUGGGGAGCCGUACCCCUUUCUGUCUUACGGAGGGGAACGCAAAACUCUUGGAAAUUUCGACUCCCGCUCCGUCGCCGUCAAAGAGGAGCCCCGAGGAGGUGACCCCGGGCGGGCAGGUGGACGCCACCCGUACAGUGCCCCGCACUUCCCGGCAGCCCACUGUGCCCAGCUGGCCCUCAGCCAACCGGGGAUGCGGGCUGGGCAAGCCCUGAGGGUGCUGAAGGGCCCGUCCUGCAGCCCGACACCGCCCUGCGGCACCCCCAAGGGCAAGAAAUCCAUGAACAAGGACAGCUUGGAGUACCGCUUGCGCCGGGAGCGCAACAACAUCGCCGUGCGCAAGAGCCGGGACAAGGCCAAGCGCCGGGUGCUGGAGACCCAGCAGCGGAUGGUGGAACUCCUGGGGGAAAACGAACGGCUGCGCAGCCGCGUCGAGCAGCUGAUGCAGGAGACGGAGACCCUGCGUGACAUUUUCCGCCAAGUGCCCGAGGCGGCUGGGCUCAUCAAAGGGUUGGGGGGCUGCAGCUGAAGCCCGCUGGGGCGGGGGGGG
Messenger RNA from Heteronotia binoei (common prickly gecko), 751 nucleotides. RefSeq names its product CCAAT enhancer binding protein epsilon (gene CEBPE). Lineage: Eukaryota; Metazoa; Chordata; Lepidosauria; Squamata; Gekkonidae. The record is from RefSeq and is a predicted model, not a curated record. Gene Ontology annotation, molecular function: RNA polymerase II cis-regulatory region sequence-specific DNA binding; DNA-binding transcription factor activity, RNA polymerase II-specific. The coding region runs from base 2 to 730 and encodes 242 amino acids. The transcript has 2 exons. Gene Ontology annotation, biological process: myeloid cell differentiation; regulation of transcription by RNA polymerase II; DNA-templated transcription.